AUGCAUUUUAUGAUGGCUGUGAGUUCUUUUCUAAUUAUGACACUUUUUUUGUCACUGGGAGAAACCAAGUUCUACAGACCACUCCAGUUCAACCAGUAUAAAGCUGGGCUGAGUCAAUACCAUGGCCAAAUGAAACCCACCAGCAGACACAAAAACCACUGUGCCUACGUCAUUGAAAAGACAGUGUCCUUCACCGUGCAAGAUGGGGCAGCCCCAUAUGUGAAAGCUGAGUACAACAAGUGUUCCUGGGGUCAGAAAUGUCCAACUCUCCAGUAUCGCAUGAUGUACAAGCCAAUGUUCAAGGUGGCUCAUAAAACUGUCACCGAACUGGAGUGGCGUUGUUGUCCGGGGUACUCUGGUUACGGCUGUAUGGACGGGCCUCCUGCUUACCAACACCCCAUGAAAAUGAUGCCGCCAUUUAAGGGCCUAUCAUCCAAAGGCCCACAGUUCAAGGGCCCACAGUAUAAAGGUCCCAUGUCCAAGGGUCCAAUGUUCAAGGGCCCACCCAUUGUGAAGGCCAAUCCAUGGAGUCAACCUGAAGGACCUCCCACCAGCAAUUUUAACUCUUAUCCAAUGCAUCACUUUGGGCCUCCAAGGUCCCCCUCCUAUCCAGACACCUCCUUCGAGACUUAUCCAUCUGAGCCAGAGCCAAUGCCAGACCACCAAGAAGCACAUCACUCAGAGCAUGAACAAGAACAGGAGCAUGAGCUUGAGCACAGCCAGGGACCUGAGGAGCACGUCCCAGAGGAAACACCUCCUCCCUCUGGUGGUGAACAGGCGGGGAGUGAAAACAUAGGCCACACUCUAGACAGUGUGACAGAGGAGAGGAUAUUUCAAAUGGAGGAGGAUGUGCAGCGUCUGAACCAGGGUCUGGAGACCCUGAGGGGAACUGUGAAUGGACUGGAGGAUAGCCUACGAGCGUCGCUGAGAGAAGACGCCAACAGGAUGCUAUCAGCUCUGCUCUCUGCUGCCCCUGUUCCUGUUCCUGCUCCAGCUGUAGCCUCUAGUUCAUCCACUGUAGGGUUUGUAGAGAUUCCUGGGGGAGAUCCUGAGACAGAGGGUCUAGAUGGUAGCCAUGUGUUUCCAGGCCUUACAGAGCUGAAUGGAAAGGUAGAAGAGCUCAGGAAAGAGCUGCUCACUAAGACAUCAGAGCUGCAGGAACUCAAAGCAACAGUGUUAGGACAUGAUGGAGCACUGAAGAAGAUGUCAAAUAGAGCAGGAGAGGUAUCAGACUCCACUAGCAAUCUUGGGGGAACUAUGGAGAAGUUAAUGAAUGCCACAUUGAGUGAAGCCAGGACAGAAAUUCUGGGUGGGUUUGAGAGGCGUGUGGAGAGUGCAGAGGGCCAUUGUGCGGAGAAAGCUGGGGAUGUGCUUCGUCAGUGCCAGAGGGAGCAAGGUGAGAGGCAGGAACAGAUGGAAGAUGCUCUGGUAGAAAGUACCACAGACUUGAGAACAGAACUGAGAUACCUCAAAGCACAGGUCCAUGGUUUAAAGACUGCAGAAAGCUGCUCUGGUAGAGUAAGUGGACUGGUUGAAAGGGUGCAGUUGCUGGAAACAUCGGUGGCAGGCCUCAACCAAUCCCAGGGGCACCUGAGAGUUGAGCUGGGUGGGCACAAGGAUCACAUAGAGGGGAUACUAGAAGGGCGCCUGGGCUAUGUAGAGUCUAAGCUCAACCUGACUGGGCAGCUUAAAAGUCCUGAGUCAGGAAGGAGAAGUGGUGUCCCAGAUAAAUCUGAGACAGGACAUGGACUGGAGGCCAGAAUGGAGGGUAAGUUGAGGGCACUAGAAGGCCGUUUACUGACAGCUUUGGAGGAGCUGGGUAAUGCCACAGCCCCUGCACUAGAGGGUCAUGCUGUUCCCACGCUGGAGACAGAGGUGGAGUCACUCAGAGGGAGACUAGAGAUUGAUGUGGACAGAGUGCAAAAGCAUCUGAGCAAUCUUGAGAUCAUGUGCUCUUCUUCCUGUUCCUCACCUCAAACUCCCCCAGCCAUCCAGGGAGACUCUGCUGCUGAUGCAAGUACUAACCUGGCAGAGGAGCAGAAUGUAAAGGGGGUACUGGAAAUGCAAGGAGACCGUUUGAAUAGCCUCAACAUCACACUGCAGGACAUCAUGAGGCGUCUGACCCUCAGGGACCGAGCAGAGGGAGAUUCUCCCAUCGAGGGAGAGCUCACAAUCCUCAAGUUCAAUGUCCGCUCAGUCAACCAUUCCCUGAAAGGCCUUCAGGAUUCCCUGACGACAGUGGUCCACGAAGUGGGUAAAGCAAACAGCUCCUGGCAUGAGAGAGAGGCACGUAUGGCCCAGCAGAUGAAGGGUGUGGUCCAGCUAGUUGGACACCAGGCUUCCAUGCUCGGGUCAGGAGAGCGCAGACUAACUCGACUUAAGGUUGAGCUGCAGGAGAUGAAGAGGCGGCUCGCUGUAGAGGUCCAAGGCUGCCGGAGCACAGCUCUGGGGGUGCAGAAAGAGGUAACUGAGGUUGGAGGCCGUGUUGCCAGUGUGGAGGAUCGGUGUAAGGGCCUGAAUUACUUGACAGAAGACCUGGAGAGAAUCAGGGAGGAGUUGGAGAAACAAUCCAGUGGGCUUCUACUUCAAGUCAAUGGGACCCUCUCCAGCCAUGCUCAGCAGCUGUCAGAGCUGAGAGGUGAAUUCAGAAACUGCACCUCCAAGCUGGAGCCAACACAACAGAGUUUAGAGUUGGACCCUGAGCCAAGGCGAGGGGACACCUUCACUUUAAAUUAA
Molecule: messenger RNA, 2736 nt
Organism: Scomber japonicus (chub mackerel)
Lineage: Eukaryota; Metazoa; Chordata; Actinopteri; Scombriformes; Scombridae
Gene: emilin3a
Product: elastin microfibril interfacer 3a
Exons: 4
Coding region: 1-2736 (911 amino acids)
Cellular component (GO): extracellular matrix
Molecular function (GO): protein binding
Source: RefSeq, a predicted model, not a curated record